Messenger RNA from Phlebotomus papatasi, 2784 nucleotides. It is a transcript of the gene mio, whose product is annotated as GATOR complex protein MIOS. The transcript is spliced from 4 exons. Lineage: Eukaryota; Metazoa; Arthropoda; Insecta; Diptera; Psychodidae. The record is from RefSeq and is a predicted model, not a curated record. Gene Ontology annotation, cellular component: cytoplasm. Bases 129 to 2696 code for a protein of 855 amino acids. Gene Ontology annotation, biological process: positive regulation of TORC1 signaling; cellular response to amino acid starvation. Gene Ontology annotation, molecular function: protein binding.
GCGCUGAGCACGGGAUUGAUAAGAGAGAAGACAGCUGGGCGAAAAACAUAAACAUUGUGGUGUGUUUUGUGAAAGUGUGUGAAAAAUUGUGGUUUUUCAGUGGAAAUUGCUGUGGAAAAGUGUUAAAAAUGAGCUCUAUAGAAGGUCUCCAUUGGUAUCCCCGGAAUCCCGACUACUUCUACACAUGGGGCUGCGAAAUGAAUGUGUACAAAGUGGAUACAAGCCUCCGGCAAAAUCUCUCAGUAACUUCCAAUGCCUACCUAGACCUCUCUCCCUGCACUCAUGGAGUCCUCCAGGUGUCCGAGCCAAGAUAUGUGUACAUCAGAUGCACUGCCCCCUCUUUCCAGCCCCAUUCCCUGACAGCAGCCGCUGGUCUGGUGAAUGGAAAAGCAGUUCUCUGCAAUUUCAUGACCAAUUCCGACACAAACAUUGAAUUCACGCCAAAGCACGCACGUCCCUGCCUCAGUCUGGGCUGGAGUGAGACAGAGACAAAUCUGCUGGCAAUGGGCUAUGACAGGAAUCGUUCAGACCACAGUAUCUUUGUUUGGGAUACGUCAAAGGACCUCAACAUCGUCCAACAAUUUGGCCUUUCAGAGACAGCACAUUCACUGUGCUGGGACAAAAACUCCCGUGUCAUUUAUGCAGGCAUGAGCCACAAGCACAUCAAGGUGUUGGAUCUCAGGUCAGGGAGUUCGAGUGUGUCAACAACGAGUACAAGGGCCAUUCAUGGGUUAUGCUUAGCUCCUGGUGGUCGUUAUUUAGCCAGUUACAUCGAUAACAACUUGACUUUGUGGGAUGUGAGGAAUAUUGAGAAAUCGCUGAGUCAGCGACAGACACAGAAGAAUAUCAAUCAUCUGAUUUGGUGCCCAACAAGGAGUAGUGUUUUGAGUAUUCUUCAGAGGGAUUCACCAUUUGUUCAUCUUCUGGAUCUCCAUUGGUCGGGGGGAUGUGAUAUGGAAGGUGAACCAUACACCAUGAAACGCUAUGCUGCUCCCUUUCAGUCGAGAAUCCUGUCGGGGACACGGAAUAUUACAAUUCAGCACAUUUCGUGGCAUCCAAAAGAUUUGGAGAGAAUGUUGGCUGUAACUGGUGCGGGAAAUGUGACGGAUUUUCAGGUGCCGCAGCGAGUUGCAAUUGCAUGGGAUACGAAGAACAACUUGUGGGGAUCAUCGGGGGUUCGUUUGGAUCUCAUGCAAUUUCCUGCCAAUUCUCCGAGUGUUUCGGGGGAUUCUGUGGUUGAUGUGACAUCAAACACAGAUGAUGAUAUCUCAGCUGUGAUUUACCGACGUGCACUGAUGGAUUAUGGGCACGGAACGGAUAUACAGCGCAAUGAAGAACUUACGCAGAAUGUGAAAUUGAAGAGUGUUUGGAAGUUGUUGGCACACAUGAGUCGCGAUGAUUGGGCACAGGGGCUGAAAAAGAAGCUGGGAAUAUCUAAUACACCGGAUGUCGUACAGACGAUGCAUCGAAGUGAAAUUAUAAAUAUUCCUUGGCCAGAUUUUCCAGCAUUUGGCUAUAUUCGCAUAUUUCGGAGUGAAAAUAGGGAUUUUGCCCAGCAAUUGUGUGGCUGGACCUUUGACCGAGAGCGUGAUGGGACUUUUACUGGGUUUAUUGAUGAGCUGAUGGCAAGGAAGGAAUUUACAAGGGCUGCCUUUGUGGCUGUAGUUCAUCUUAGGGUCAAAUAUGCCAUCGAGAUAUUGGCUAAGGGGGCAGAUUUAGCAUCAAAUGACCAGUCAAAUGGCUUUCGAAUGGCAGCUAUAGCUCUGUCGGGUUUUAGUGUGGAAAAAAGUGCCAUUUGGCGCAAUCAGUGCACCCAGGCACAUUCUCAAAUCACAGAUCCGCAUCUCCGGGCUAUUUUUGCCUUCCUCGCUCCUGAUUCGGCUGAAAGCUAUGAAAUGGUUCUCAAUGAAACAGACAUCUCACUAGGAGAUCGAAUGGGUUUUGCUUGUGUCUUCCUGUCGGAUCAACGAUUAUCGGAUUAUGUCAAAUCGUCUAUUCAGUCAUGCAUCGAGAAGGGUGACCUCAAUGGUAUCCUCCUGACGGGUGCCACCAAUGAGGGUAUUACCUUGCUCCAGAGUCACCUGGAUUGGACGGAGGAUGUGCAAACAGUGGCCUUGAUUGCUGUUCACUUUAUGCCGAUCGAUCUGAUUCGGGAUUAUAGGGUGCAGUACUGGAUCACGAGCUAUCAAGAUCUGCUGAAUACUUGGGGUUUGUGGGAACAGAGGGCUCAGCUGGAUAUUCUUUUGGGUGCCAUUAGGUCUCCGCCGCGUGUCUCCAAGUCCGUUUUUCUCAUGUGUAGCUUCUGUGGGAAGAAUGUGAGUGGAUGUAUUCAGGAGGAAGUGAGAAGUCGCACGGGUACGGCGCAUGUGAACAAAUUGUCAUCCUGCCCAAAUUGCCGGAAGCCACUGCCACGGUGUGCUCUGUGUUUACAUCAUAUGGGCACAACGACAGGUAGUGCAGCCAGUCAGCAUCUCUGUGGAGGACACAGUGCACUUGGAUGGCAGUCAAGACCGUUCUCCAAGUGGUUCUCUUGGUGCCAGACCUGUCGACAUGGUGGCCAUACUGAGCAUCUGGCUCAGUGGUUUCAGAACAAUUCCGAGUGUCCUGUGACAUCGUGCAAUUGCAAAUGUUUUGCCGUGGACCAACCCAUGCCAAAAUUCCCCACGGAGAAUCUACAAGCUACACAUACGGCAUAGAACCAUAAAUAAAUAUAUUACUGCUACUUUUUUUUAUACUAUAUAAACAGUUUAAUAAAUUUGACAUGUUCAGCAUGUGAUUCCAACA